Molecule: messenger RNA, 621 nt
Organism: Racocetra fulgida
Lineage: Eukaryota; Fungi; Glomeromycota; Glomeromycetes; Diversisporales; Gigasporaceae
Source: the annotation of a GenBank genome assembly
AUGGCUACCCAAACUAAUAAAAACGUUUCGUGUUUCCGUGUAGCUUCUAAUGACGAUAAAUUUGUUUACGCUAGAACAUUAUGGCAAAUCAAUCCCUUAUUAGAUUUGACGGCUCCUGAUGAAAAAGUUAUUAAACCGAGUGGCAUUCCUGAUGUUUCGAAAUUCUGCGGAGCAACACAGGCGGCAUUAUCAGGACAAGAAGAGUAUGAAUCCUACAAAUUGUCGUGUCGGAUUUCGGUUUCAGAAAAGCAUGCCAGGACUAAAAGUGUGGCAAUUGAGACGCGUUUAUCUGAUCUAGAAACUAUUCGUGGUAGAAUGCAAGAAAGGAUUGAAAUUAUGGUUGCAGAAAAAGUUAAUCACGAAGCAAUCUUAAUGGAAAAGGUGAGAAAAAUCAUUCCUAGUCAACAAGUAGAUUCAGUGGUGCUUUCAGAUGGAGAAUUUACAGACGAACCAGAUCCCAAUUCCAACCUAAUUGACGAAGAAGCUGAAGUUGACCGUUUCAAAAAACCAAGGCUAGAUAAUAACGUAGAACAAAUGGAAAAUGAUGAAUCAGUUAAUAAUAAACAGCCAGACGAAUCUCUUUUGACUAAGACUUUUCGCGAUUUUGCUUAUUUAAAAUAA